AUGCCGCCUCCAGCACCGCCGUUGCCAACACGGUUCCCAUGUUGGUGUAGAGCCGUGUAUUCAUGGGGAGGAGAGUCAAAGCGAGAUCUUGGAUUUAUCGAGGGAGAUCUAAUAGAAUGUCUAAAUGCCGGUGAUGGUUCUUGGUGGGUGGGCAGGUUAUAUCGAGACCGAAGAACCGUCGGAUCGUUCCCUUCCAACUUUGUUGAGCUUCUCCCUUCUCAAUUUCGCCCGACGACCAAAUCUGUUCCUGCUCCUACACCAAACGCGCCCCCGCCUACUGCACCAUCAAAAUCGAAAACAUUCCGAAAGCCAUUUGAGGCAUACUCCAAGGCUCCUCAUUAUACCAGCGCGAAGCAGCCGGAGACCUUCAAGGAAACCCCGAAGCCUAAGGACCGACAAAACUCCAGUGCUUCAUUCACACCCAGCACCCAUGAAGCUGAACGAGGCCCAUCACCUGCACCUCCGCAGACUCACGACCAUCGAGCGCCUUCGCCAGCGCCUCCUCGCGCAUAUGAUUACCGUGCACCUUCACCUGCUCCUCCAAGGCAAUAUGAUCACCGUGCGCCCUCGCCUGCACCACCUCGCUCAUACGACCGUCGAGCUCCUUCACCUGCGCCACCUCGUCCAUAUGAUCAUCGAGCUCCAUCCCCGGCUCCUUCUCAUAACUAUGGCUCACGAGCUCCAUCUCCAGCUCCUCCUAUGCACAACUACCAUUCAAGGGCUCCGUCACCAUCACCAAUGCACAACUACCACUCAAGAGCUCCCUCACCAGCUCCCAUUCAAAGCUACCACCCAAGAGGUGCAUCACCCGCACCUCCGCACAGCUAUGGUGCAAGAGGACCUUCUCCUGCCCCGCCGAUGCACCAGAACUAUGACUACUCUGGGAGAGGUCCAUCGCCCGCUCCAUCGUUCCAUCGCCAACUGGUCCCUUAUCGAGGAGGACAAGAGAGAGGAAACUCCCCGCCUCCCCCACCGCCGCCUCCUCAUAGGCAUAUGACACGAGGUGGAUCAAGUGAUCUACAUAGGAAGUCUGUUGAUAUUUCACGACAUGGAUCUAAUUCCUCAUUUAAUCGCUUGCCGCCUUCAAGACAAAAUUCUAGUAAUUCAUACCGUACCCCACAACCACCACAGCCACCACAGCCAACCAUCAGACAUGGGUCUAGAAACUCUUUCGAUGAUAGGUGUUAUAUGCCAUAUACCCCCGGCAGGGCCUCACCUAUCCCGCUAUCUCCUGCAGGAGGCAUGACACCCUCUCCAUUGAGAGAAGCUAUGGACGGUGUCAUGGAGCAACUUGACGUCCUAGGCAGGGCAGGGCAACCUCCCUCACCAGAAACUCCUGCCGAUCCUUGGUCACCAGAAUCCUUUGACAUGCUGUCUCAUCACUCGAACAGGAAGCCUCAAGACCGAAGCCGACCCAAAACCUCAAUGGGAAUCACGCCACAAGACGAGGGCUAUGAAACAUGGAGCGGCGAAUCUUCCCAAGAAGUGUCAUACCAGAAUGGUGGUCGAGAAGACAAGCUGAGCAGUUAUGUUGAUCGCAUGGAAAAGCGCAUUCAGCAAAUGCAUCGUCAGAACUCAAAAGCAAGUGAUCAAGAUGAUGAUCAACCGCCUCCUCCGCCACCUAAGAAUGCGCCAUACGAGCGGCCUAAGUCAUCCAUGGGACGUGCUGCUGAGCCUGAAAGAAAGCUGAGAGCUCGCAAGUCCGCCUACGAGAUCGGAAGAGGGGUUGCUCGCACGUUGACAACCAAAACUAACGCGACCAGUUCCUCGUCGGGUAACCAGAGUAACACCAGUUCGUCAACUCAAAGUACUUCAAGAACUUUGUGGAGCGGAACAUCGGCUGGCGCCAUCAGCACUACGAGUGCGGGAAGCCUGGCUCGCAUUGGAAUGCGCGAACGAGCUCAGAGCGCUAUAGGAGCUCGUGAGCUGGAAAUCGACAGACCAGACUCCCCUUUCACAGGAGUAACAUACCACAGCAGUCAUGCCAGUGACUCCCCAGCUCAACAGCGCCCCCAAACUCAAGUCGGCUUCCACGAAGAGCCUUCCCUGGAACUAGGCGGUUUGGUUCAACCGAAACCACCAAAGCGAAACAUCUUCCGCAAGAUAUUCGAUACUGCCAAAACGGGCGUGGCGAGCAGUCGAGGCGGACUGGUCGCUGGUGGUAUUGACUCUCCCAGGUCACCUUUCGCUCGCUCAAUGCCAGCGGGUGCGUCAGCUAUACCAGUUCUGGGCCGCGCACCCACCAACAGAGAAGCAGCGACAGACAUGGGACUUGGCGGUGGUGUUGAUUGGGUUCAAGUUCGUCGAGAUGUGAAUCGUUCCAACUCGCUCAGUACAAUAGAAUUGACUGAGCGCCGGGAACGAUGUCAGAUGAUGGACCACCCUGCCCUCAAUCCUGUGGACGAGCUCCAUGAGUGUGUUGAAGGAGAUGAAGGGGCUGAUGGCGAGCCAGUUCAGGAACCCACCAGCUACCAGGCGAUCAAUUUGUCUCAAGUGGACAAAAGCUCACGAUUUAUUAGUGGCCUUCCUCCCGCUGUCACUGCCAUCCAACUCGCCACUACGUAUGUGUGUCGGCCGUACCGGAGUGAUGUACAACGGCUGCGAGCUAUCUUCACAUGGGUCUCCGAGAAGGUCUGCUGGGAAGAAGAUUUCGAGGGCGAGAUCGAUACAUCGCGAGUUCUCCAAGCCAAGAGGGCCUCUGCUGAGGAGUAUGCUGUCCUGGUUAUGGAGAUGUGCUCUGCUAUUGGCGUUCACUGUGAGAUCGUGCGAGGCUACCUUAAGACUCCGGGUGAAGUUUCUGAAAUCAACAUCAUGCCUCGGCCAAACCACUGGUGGAACACUGUUGUCAUUGAUAACGAAUGGCGCAUGAUCGACUGCUGUCUUGCCAGCCCUUCAUACCCUCGCCGGGGUCUAUACUCCAAUGCCAACAACACGGCCGAUCCUUGGUGGUUCUUGACUCGGCCAUUGGAGAUUUGCUGGACACAUAUCCCUGAGCACCACACCCAGCAGCAUAUCGUUCCUCCUGUGGCACACGAAACACUCCUUAAUUUGCCAUGCGCUUGCGCACCCUUCUUUCGCAACGGGUUCGAGAUGGUGGAUUAUAACACUGCUUCAACCAGAAUCGAGGACUUGGAGAUGGUUCAUAUCAAAUUCAGUGUCCCUUACGACGUGGAAAUUGCCGCCGAGGUCGAAGUCCGCGGCUACUCGCGGGAUUCGGAUGGCGACGUCUUUGAAAGCGGUGAUAUAGUCAAGAAGAGGGCACUGGCCCAAGCAGAAUGGUUCAACGGAAUCAAGAGAUAUACUGUCAAGGCACUGCUCCCUGGAGAUGAGGGGCAGGGUACUUUGAAAGUCUAUGCAGGCAAGCGAGGCCUAAUGCACAGCGUUAAGGACAUUCCACAUCCGCUGGCCUUUGCACUACCUAUUGUUCACACAGGCGAGAACCCACCAUACGAGUUUGUCAUGAGACAUCCUACUCCUCACGCACAGCGACAUGAUAUCUAUGUGGUUCAGCCGCAGUGUCAACGGUUAGCGCUCAACAACACAUUUGUCUUUGCCAUCAGACAGCACCCGAGCUCUCUGGCAAGCGGAUCAGCCCUCACCCCAUCGUCGAACCCGGGAGGCACAAGUCCUAUACCGUUUGCUCGUCCAGGCUCAGCACUAAGUAUGGGUGCGUCAAGUGUUAGUGGGUCAACUCCAAGCUCAGCUACGGGCACUGUUGCUGGGAAGAAGCCUGCGAAGCUUGCAAUCCAAACCCCUGGAGGCAAGAUCCUCCGACUUAUGAGAAAGGAGGACCGCAAGGGCAUUCAUGUUGGUAGCAGAAGUCUUUCUGGCAGCGAAACCGCUAGCGAUGGCGGAACGUGGGAGACAAUCAUCAAGUGUUCCGAGAAAGGUGUAUGGAGAGGCCUUGUGCUUGCUGAUCGCACAGCCCGGUGGUGCGUAUUUGCUGAAUGGGUGUGUAUGGGCUGA
Molecule: messenger RNA, 3966 nt
Organism: Fusarium sp. VM40
Lineage: Eukaryota; Fungi; Ascomycota; Sordariomycetes; Hypocreales; Nectriaceae
Source: the annotation of a GenBank genome assembly